Messenger RNA from Medicago truncatula (barrel medic), 3747 nucleotides. RefSeq names its product protein PLASTID MOVEMENT IMPAIRED 1-RELATED 1. The transcript is spliced from 3 exons. Lineage: Eukaryota; Viridiplantae; Streptophyta; Magnoliopsida; Fabales; Fabaceae. The record is from RefSeq and is a predicted model, not a curated record. The coding region runs from base 236 to 3469 and encodes 1077 amino acids.
AUUCAAAUGAGAGAGAGAGAGAUUGGGGGAACAGACAACAACAACAACAACAACAACAAACUUUUUUAUUUUUUUUUUAUUUUUUUAUUCCUUAAUUAAUAACAACAAUUAACGAACUAUAAUCUCAUAACUCCUUAUUACGGUUUCGUUGUUUAUCAUUUAUCAUCAUUUCGGUUUCAGAGUUUCAAUUUUGAAUCUUCUUCAUUCUUCUCAUGUUUUCCAACUCUACACGAUAAUGUUGCGCAAAGUUAAAGGUGAUGGUGAAGAAUAUUUGUUAAAAGAUGUUGAAAUUAUAAGAAAAAAUCUAUACCUGGAAAAAAGCUUUUCUGUGAAUUCAACAUCAUCAUCAAAAUCCAAGAACUAUGAUCCAAAACCUGAAAAAGAAGGUAAUAAUUUGAAAAAGGAUAAAAAAUCCAAAUGGAAUUGGAAGAAGCCAUUGAGGGCACUUUCCCUUUCAAAGAAUAAGAAAUUCAAAUUUUGUUUUUCUCUUCAAGUUCAUCUCAUUGAAGGGUUACCUUUGAGUUUCAAUGAUUCUACCCUUUGUGUACAUUGGAAACUGCGUGAUGAACAUUUGGUUACCCCUCCGGCCAAAGUGAUUCAAGGGGUUGCUAAGUUUCAAGAUAUUUUGAAUUGUACUUGUUCAAUUGUUGGAACUAAAAGUGGAUCACAUAAUUCUGCAAAGUAUGAGGCUAAGCAUUUUUCGCUUUAUGCUUCUGUGCUUGGUGUUCCUGAACUUGAUUUAGGGAAUCACCGUUUGGAUAUUACACGGUUGCUUCCGCUUUCGUUGGAUGAUCUUGAAGAGGAGAAGAAUUCGGGGAAAUGGAGUACGAUUUUUAGAUUAUCAGGAAAGGCUAAAGGGGCUGUAAUGAAUGUGAGUUUUGGGUAUAUGGUGGUUGGUGAUAACAAUACUUUUGCGCCUAAUGUGUUGACUUCAAGGCAAAAUUGUUUGGCAUUGAGUGAAACGGAUGUAAAUCCGUGUCAGUAUUCAUCUCGGGUUAUAGAUGAGGUGAAGGAUCUUCAUGAGGUACUGACAUCAACAAAAUCUGCAGUGCCUAGUUCAACAGAUGUGUUGAAUAAGAAAUCUGAUGAUGAAAACACAUGUAGUCCCCCACACAAGAAAGAUGAACUUGUGCUAAAAGAGAGUCUGGAGCCGAUCAAAUUUGAUGUAUUUCAAGAAAACUUGGAGACAGUUGAGCCAAAUGUUUUUUUUACACCCGUGUCUGUAAAAGAGAAUUAUGAUGAAUGUGAAUGUGUUGAAUUUGCUGCUGUUGAUCAGGGUGUUGAAUUUUCAUCAAAUGAACAUGUUAAACUGGAGGAAUCCAUUGUAGAAGCUAAUGUUGACAGUUCUAAGGAAAGCAUUGCGGUACAUGAAGUUUCUAACAAUAAGGAUGAUUUAUAUACCAAAGAGCUUCUCCUGCAAGAAAUAGAAUCAGUUUUAAAUAGUGUCUCAGAGUUGGAGAUACUGGCAAUGGAAUCUCCUAUAAUUAUGGAAGUCGCAUCUGAAAGUAUGUUUAGAAAGUCACAAAGCAUGGAUGAUUUCACCGAAUCAGUUACCAGUGAAUUCUUGAGUGUGCUAGGUUUAGACGAUAGUCCAAUAGGCUUUAGUUCUGAAAGUGAGCCUGAGUCUCCGAGAGAGCGCCUUUUAAGACAAUUUGAGAAGGAAAUGGAUUCUGAGGGCUUCUCUUUAUUUGAUACUGACACAUGUUAUGUUGGUGAAGAAGAAGAAGAUUGUGAUUAUGGUGCUUCUUUUGGACCUGAGCAGUGGAAGUUCUCUACAGGUAUUAAGCCACCAUCGUUGUCGCAUGAUCUGCAGGAAGGGCUUGAAUUUGAGGAUGAGGAUGUGAAGAGCAAACCAAAGGGUCAUAUACUAGAAGACUCGGAAACAGAAGCCUUAAUGCACGAAUGGGGUUUGAAUGAGGAGGCUUUUCAGUAUUCUCCAACAAAAGGCUUUGUUGGUUUUGGAAGUCCAAUACAUGAACUACCUGAAGAGCCUCCUAGAUUACCUCCUCUGGCAGAAGGGUUUGGUCCUUUCAUCCAAACAAAAGAUGGGGGAUUUCUAAGGUCUAUGAAUCCCUCACUUUUUAUGAAUGCUAAAAGUGGUGGAAACUUAAUCAUGCAGGUUUCCAACCCCGUUGUUAUGCCUGCAGAUAUGGGUUCAGGGUUAAUGGAGACUUUGCAAUAUUUGGCAUCAGUCGGAGUUGAAAAGCUUACAAUGCAGGCAAACAAGUUUAUGCCUCUGGAAGAUAUCACAGGGAAGACAAUGCAUCAAAUAUUAUGGGAAGCUAUGCCAAGCUUAGAGGGAAAAAACAGGCAAUGCCAUUUGCAGCAUGAUUUGGUGACACGGAAAGGCUCUACUUGCGUGCAAAGGGGCUUGAAAGGAUCAUCAUCCGAACUGAAGUCUGAUGAAUUUACUUCAAGUUCAAUUGGCAACCAGGGAGGUUCGAGUUUUUGUUCAUUGGAAGAUCUUGCUCCUUUGGCUAUGGAUAAAAUUGAAGCACUUUCAGUGGAGGGUUUAAAAAUUCAAUCUGGGAUGUCGGAGGAAGAUGUGCCGUCAGACAUCAUUGGACAAUCCUUCAGAGAUCUUUCUGGUCUCCAAGCCAAGGGGGUUAACAUUGGAGGUUCUCUUGGCCUAGAUGGAGCUGCUGCUCUGCCGUUGUUGGAUAUCAAAGAUAGUAGCGAUGAAGUUGAUGAGAUAAUGGGAUUAUCAUUAACUCUUGAUGAUUGGAUGAGACUGGAUUCAGGUGAAAUUGAUGAUAUAGAUGAUAUCAGUGAGCAUACUUGCAAACUUCUUGCUGCCCAUCAUGCCAACUCUUUCGACGUAAUCCGUGAGAGUUCAAAGGGAAGGAAGAAACAAGGUAAAAGUCAUGGCAGGAAAUGUGGUUUGCUGGGAAAUAAUUUCACAGUGGCGUUAAUGGUGCAACUUCGUGAUCCUCUGAGAAAUUAUGAGCCUGUUGGAACACGAAUGCUAUCUCUUAUACAAGUCGAGAGAGUGUUAGUCCCGCCAAAGCAAAAGAUUUGCUCGAAUGUAUCUCAGGUAGGGAACAAUAGUGAUGAGGAUGAUGAGUGUGAAAUACAAGAAAAGGUAGAGAUGAAAGACAACAAAGAGGAGAGAAGUGGUAAAGAAAGUGACAUUGCUCAAUUCAGAAUUACAGAAGUUCAUGUUGCAGGUCUUAAGAUUAAGUCACACAAAAAGAAGCUUUGGGGUGCAUCAAGUAAGCAACAGUCUGGUUCUCGUUGGUUGAUUGCUAAUGGAAUGAGCAAGAGCAAUACGAAUCCAUUGAUGAAGUCUAAGGUUGCUUCUAAAUUUGGUGAAGUCACCACCACAAAGGUACAACCUAGAGAUACAUUGUGGAGCAUGUCAUCUCGUAUUUAUGGCACUGUUACAAAAUGGAAGGAAUUGGGAGCACUAAAUCCUCAUAUAAGAAAUCCCGAUAUCAUUAUACCAAAUGAAACUAUAAGAAUACGUUGACUAGUGAAUGUAGGUUCUUUUUCUUUUCUUUUUUAUCAAGAAAAGGGUCUAUCCUUAUGAGAUGUAGUGUUUGAAAUCCUCGUGAGCAUAGCUCAGUUGGUUUGGACAAUGCAUAAUAUAUGCAAGGUCUGUGGUUCGAACCCCGGCUACUAGCAAAAAAGAUUUAGUGUUUGAAGAAGCUGCUUGGUUGGAUUCAACUGUGAUAUGUAGCCAUAUUUUCUGAAGUUCUAGACUUGGUUCAUGAGUUGAUACAUAUAUUCACAAUUUUUUUUGUUUUA